AUGUAUCGGAAGUUGUCUAAGUUAGAACACUCGGAAAUAAAACAACUUCUUACAGAAGCUAAUAUAGAUGUUGCAAAGCAUUACGCAACAAACAAAAAAGCACUCGCUGACAUCCUCAAUGACUAUAAUGGUGCAAUAAGUUAUGAUAGAAUUCAUGAGUUCAUAAAGCCGCAACGCGGCGAGGACGAAGUCCAUGCAAGAGCAUUUCCUUUAAAUGACGUUGCUAUUGACUUAUAUCAUAGACGUUCAGUACCUCAUGAAGUAAGAAGAGAAAUGUUUGACCUAACAAAUGCAAACGUUGGUGAAACAAGAAGAAGAGACGACACACUGAAACAACAGAGAAGAGAGAUGUUUAAGAGCGCUAUAG
Trichomonas vaginalis G3 is the source of this 367-nucleotide messenger RNA. Its product is annotated as organellar and viral DNA polymerase type B. NCBI's taxonomy places the organism in Eukaryota, Parabasalia, Trichomonadida, Trichomonadidae. The annotation marks the transcript as partial. The record is from RefSeq and is a predicted model, not a curated record. The transcript has a single exon.